GUGUACGUAGUUGAUUGGCCAUUACAUUCCCUACAGUUCACUGUUCGCCGGUACACUGGUGCCAACAGUGUACGAAGUUUUAACUGCAACUAGUUGGUUUUGGGUCUCCAGAAAUCAAUACGGAUGGAUUACCUCCAAAUAGCAGAUGAAGUUGCCCAGAAGAUUUGGUCAUAUAACCAAGAUGACUCAGGGUGGAAAUUGGCCAAGAAUUCAAAGAAUGUCACCGUGUCCUGGAAGCCUUCCAACGAAUAUGCAGGAAACCUAUAUCGUGGAGAGGGUAUAAUAGAAGAUACUCCUGAGAAAAUUAUUCCCUUCAUGUACUUGCCUGAAUACAGGAACAAAUGGGACACAGCUGUGAAGUCCUACACAUUCUUAGAGAGGAUUGAUCAGGACACUGUGAUAUCUCACACUAUUACCCACAGUUAUGGACUGGGACUCAUUUCCUCAAGGGAUUUUGUUGACCUCAUCAAUGUUAAAAGAUAUGAAGGGGGCAUUGUAACGACCAACUCUGCGAGUGUGGAUUACCUGAAACGUCCUCCUUCUCCGUCUCACAUACGUGGACACAACAACCCCUGUGGAUACAUCUGCUCCCCGUUGCCAGAGACUCCAGGGCAUUCUAAACUAGUGGUGUUUAUCCAGCCUGACCUUGGAGGGAUGCUACCGCGAUCUGUAGUGGAGUCUGCCAUACCGAACAACAUUGUCAACUUAAUCAAUGAUACACGAACAGGAAUAAAAGCAAUGUGCUAGUACUGGAAAAAAAAACACUGGGUGGAGGAACAAAUCACAGUCAUUCCAUAGCCACCAGUUUCACACUGGCUUCUGUAACUUAAAAAAACUGCACUCAGAAUUAAUACACCAAUUACUGUUUCCCAACAAAAUAUAUGUUGCCAGAGGAGAAAUAACCGAGCGUCUACUACAGCAGGGGUUCCGAAGCUGGGAGCCACGGGAUUGUUUCAGGGGGCACAUACAAAAAUGUUCCCUCCCAAAUGACCUUGAUAAAGCGAUGUUCCCCAGACCAGGCGGACAAUUGAUUUACACAAAUGCUGUUGUCAGGUACACGAAUAUAAGCAAUUAUAUUAGUGCACUCUUUAAUUACAUACAUUUUUUAAUUAAUUAAUUAAUUAAUUAAUUAAUUAAUUAAAUGCAGGAUUUCUCCAAUGUAUGGUUCCCCCUACAUAAAUAAAAUAAACCAUACUGCUCCCGCUUACCUUUACAGACAGGUUGCAGUCAGUGUACUGAAUACACUAAUUAUGCUGGCAGUGGAGCGGUUUCUUAAACGUGUGAGGAAAUGACUCUGAACACAAUGAAAGUACAUCUACCGGUACAAACUAACAACCCGAAGAUCAAAAUCAAGAUGUCGGGUGGGGGUCCUCAGCCAGGAUGCCUCAUGUCAUGGGGUCCUGGUCCCAGUAUAUGUGCUUACCUCAUCAAAAGAUUAACAAUGUUUAUAUUUUUUUUAACAUGGCUGGUAUUUGUAUUACCCUGGGUGCUAUCGGCCGGGAGAGAGACUCAGAACACAGAAAGCUGCAAGUUUAAAUGCAAAUGCGCACGUUUAUUUUACAAACAACAGAACAGACAACGAACAAAAACAAAUUAGCAAAAUAAAAGGCACAAGGGCUUUUAUCAUCUCACUUUUGAUAAUGUAACAACUACUUUGAAAACGUUCAGUAGUCACUCUGUUUUGAGUUUUGCUGAAUAAUUUUUAUUUUUUUUAAAUGGUAAAGAUGCAUUAAUGUUUUUACACUAAAUACACAUUUUACUAGAAAUAAGUUUAGAAAAUAUGUAUGUAUACACACACACAAUGCUGAGUAUUCAAUGAAUUCAGGUUGGCUUGAAAUAUUUAAAUAAACUGUUAGACUGAGUA
Acipenser ruthenus (sterlet) is the source of this 1864-nucleotide messenger RNA. Its product is annotated as stAR-related lipid transfer protein 6-like. Gene Ontology annotation, molecular function: lipid binding. The record is from RefSeq and is a predicted model, not a curated record. The transcript is spliced from 7 exons. NCBI's taxonomy places the organism in Eukaryota, Metazoa, Chordata, Actinopteri, Acipenseriformes, Acipenseridae. The coding region runs from base 124 to 747 and encodes 207 amino acids.